AUGUGCAAAAGUAAUUUACAUACAUUAAGGUUUACAAAUAGUCUAGAGGAUGUAUCUAAUGAAGAUCUAAAGGAUUUUUUGGGAUCAAUAGACACAUUAACCGAGUUAAAGCUUAUGAAAUCAAAUGGUCUGGUAAUUUCGAAAGAAAUGUUACCCAAAAAUGAUUGA
Messenger RNA from Dictyostelium purpureum, 168 nucleotides. RefSeq lists its product as uncharacterized. NCBI's taxonomy places the organism in Eukaryota, Evosea, Eumycetozoa, Dictyosteliales, Dictyosteliaceae. The record is from RefSeq and is a predicted model, not a curated record. The transcript has a single exon. Bases 1 to 168 code for a protein of 55 amino acids.